Molecule: messenger RNA, 408 nt
Organism: Cladocopium goreaui
Lineage: Eukaryota; Dinophyceae; Suessiales; Symbiodiniaceae
Source: the annotation of a GenBank genome assembly
CUGAUCAUGACGGUCCAAGUGGAUGACAAGGCCUUCGCAGACCUGCUUGAGGGCUUCAAAAUGCUGGGGGGAGACGUGGCCGAUCUUGGGCCUGAAAGUCUCCCUGGUGAUACCGGCGCAGCCAGACAUAGCGAGGUGCUGCCCGAGGAGGAGGUGAAGGGUGCUGCCAGCUGCAGCGAGCAGGAGGCGAAGGGUGCUGCCAGCUGCAGCGAGCAGGAGGAGCAAGUUACCGUUCUGAUCCUGGAAGCACCCAAGUUUCAAAGUUUCACUCUUCGGCUGUUUGCCGUUCGUUUCCCAUUGCGCUUCAAAGCAGCAAGUGUGGCACGUGUGAUAUUGGUAGCAUUAGUUGCCCCAGUUGCUCACUUGCCAUCUUCCAGAUGGCUAUCAUUUGCAGCCCCUUUCACAUGA